Messenger RNA from Durio zibethinus, 2329 nucleotides. The record is from RefSeq and is a predicted model, not a curated record. Lineage: Eukaryota; Viridiplantae; Streptophyta; Magnoliopsida; Malvales; Malvaceae.
GUCAACUUUGCGGCAGUUGUUGUAAGAGUCUUUUCAAAGGCUCUCCGUCUCUCUUUGCCCCUUUUUAUGUUUGUCCUUGAAGGCUCAAAAGGCUAUCUUCCUUUUCCCCGUCUUCUUCCUCUUCUCUUCACAUUCAUUUGAGACCCUCUUAAUAAGGGAAGUGAAGGAGGGGUGCUCUGAAGCUGGCUGCUUCCUGCAUUUCCGUUCCCAUGGCUUGCAAAAUCUCAGAUUCCAUGUUCCUUUGCUUAGUAUGUUCUGUUUUAUCAAUCUGUAAAAAAAUGUAUGCUUUCUUUGUUUUCACUUCUAAAUUUCGUUCCUUACUGGUUUGAUUUUCAGGGUACUAGUCAAAGGCCAAUUAGGAGUCAAAGAAUUACUACUCAUUCUUCUCCAGCAACUAUCUGUCAUUUGAAGUGGGACAACCUUCUCCUCAAGGGAAUUAAUCAUAAAAAGGGUUUAAGUCCCUUGAGAAGGACUAAAGUCAUACAAGCUGUGGCAGUUCCAGCGACAGCAUCUUCAGCAGACAGUGCUGAGUACAGAAAACAGUUAGCAGAAAGAUAUGGAUUCAGGCAAAUUGGAGAACCGCUUCCUGAUAAUGUUACAUUAAAGGAUGUUAUAGACACCCUUCCAAAAAAGGUGUUUGAGAUUGAUGAUGUGAAAGCAUGGACUUCAGUUUUAAUAUCUGCCACUUCCUAUGCAUUGGGGAUCUACAUGAUUUCAAAAGCCCCAUGGUGUAUGCUUCCUUUGGCUUGGGCAUGGACAGGGACAGCAAUAACUGGGUUCUUUGUUAUAGGCCAUGAUUGUGCUCACAAAUCAUUUUCGAAAAACAAAUUAUUGGAAGACAUUGUGGGAACUUUGGCCUUUCUACCACUAAUAUACCCAUAUGAGCCAUGGCGGUUUAAGCAUGACCGGCAUCAUGCAAAGACAAACAUGCUAUCUGAAGAUACUGCAUGGCACCCAGUUUGGGCAGAAGAGUUUGAGACUUCUCCUUUUUUACGCAAGGCUAUUAUCUUUGGUUAUGGCCCAUUUCGGCCUUGGAUGUCCAUAGCUCACUGGUUGAUCUGGCACUUCGAUGUAAACAAGUUCAGACCAAACGAAGUCAAAAGGGUGAAGAUCAGCUUGGCUUGCGUUUUUGCAUUUAUGGCAAUUGGAUGGCCAUUGAUCAUCUAUAAGACAGGAAUUAUGGGAUGGAUGAAGUUUUGGCUAAUGCCAUGGUUGGGCUAUCACUUUUGGAUGAGUACUUUCACAAUGGUGCAUCACACUGCUCCUUAUAUACCCUUCAAAUCUUCAGAUGAAUGGAAUGCAGCUCGGGCUCAGCUGAAUGGAACAGUGCAUUGUGAUUACCCUCGUUGGGUUGAGAUCCUCUGCCAUGAUAUCAAUGUCCACAUUCCCCAUCAUAUUUCUUCGAGGAUACCAAGCUAUAAUCUACGAGCAGCCCAUAUGUCUAUUAAAGAGACUUGGGGACCGUAUCUGAACGAGGCUAAAUGGAAUUGGCGUUUGAUGAAGACAAUAAUGACAGUGUGCCAUGUUUACAAUAAGGAGCAAAAUUACAUUGCUUUUGAUGAACUUGCCCCUGAAGAAUCUUCUCCAAUUAUAUUUCUCAAAAGAGUAAUGCCUGAUUACGCUUGAUUAUUUAAACACUUUGUCGUCCAUCGGUUUUUUGGUUCUUCCUUAUCUGUUAGCCUUCUCUUUUGGGUCAAAUUAGUUAUGCUAUUCCAGUUUCACAAGUGUUCAUUGGAAUGGUGAAUCAUUCUUUUUUUAGACAUUUCUUAUUUGACAGAAGAAAGUACUAUAGAGGAAGUUUCCUGGGAAAUUUCUGUUGAUUUUAGCUGCCAAUGUUGGAUCUUGAAUAUAGGAAUUUGUUAUGGUUAAAGAACUGGAUCCUGAAAAAAUGAUUCCUAUUGAACUAUCAGACCUUACAGUAUCUUUGCUGUAAAAUGAUUUUGUGAAUUGUUUUCUCAUUUCUGGCUAAAUUGACCCCAUCUGUCAGCACUUAGAUUAAAAAAUACUGAAGUGUAGAAAAACAUCAACGAUCUGGGUGACAUUGGUUGGCACCAGUAGUCAUUAUGGCUGACAAUGAUUUUAUAUGCUCCUGACAUUUGAGCUUUAAGUGUCAACUAAUUGCAAACCUAAUCUUAGUUGCCAUAUUUUAAUAUUCCCCUCUGUAGGGCUAUUAGAAUUGGGAUCUAUUCCCAGAUUAGGAUAUUAGCCAUGAUAAACGUUGGAGAUCUAGUUGAAUCAGUAUUACAGGACUGAGCAAGAAAUGCGGUCUGGAACUUACAACUGUUGGAUGGACCAGAAGACUAGUAAAAGGCAGGAAGCCGAGUUUGUU